ACGCAUUUCAAGUUUCCACGCCCACCACCGAUACCUGCCAAUUUCACCCCGUUCCCUCCACAUAAUUUCUCUUGUUCCGCUGUCGCAUUGAUCGCAAAAUGCCGAAGUCAAAGAGAGCAAGGGUUGUCCACCUGUCCAAGGUGGAAAAGAAGACGAAGGAGGAUCUCCAACUCCUCCAGACCAAUGUGGAAGAGGCCGCCGAGAAGUACCCGUACGGAUAUGUGGUGUUUGUGGACAACAUGCGGAACAACCAUCUCAAAGGCGUGCGGACGAGCUUAGCAGCGGAUAGCAGGAUAUUCUUUGGACGGAACCGAAUCAUGGCGAGAGCGAUGGGCACGACGCCAGCGACCGAGCCGCAGCCCGGAUUGCACACCCUGUCCGAGCAUCUAGAUGGACCGACCGGUCUGAUCUUCUCGUCCCGGAAGCCCGACGACCUCCUCGAAGACCUGAAGUCCAUGACCAGCGGGGCAUACGGUCGUGCGGGCACCGUCGCGUCCCGGAAAUACGUCGUCCCUGCGGGCAUCGUGUAUACACGAGGGGGAGAGAUCCCGGCGAAGGAUGAUGUAAAGGUCACGGCUAUGCAAGAGGUGCAUUUGCGGGCGCAGGGACUACCCACACGGUUAGAGAAGGGAGAUGUCCUCCUCGAUGAGGACUACACAGUGUGCAAAAAGGGUGAGGUUCUCACAGGGCACCAAAGCGCGAUAUUGAAAUUCUUCGGUGUCGAAGUGGCGGAGUUCCAGGUGAGAGUGAAGGCGUAUUGGAGUGCAGAGGCACAGACAACGACGGUAUUGGAUGACAGUGCGGAGAAGGGAGAUGAGGACACCGACAUGGACGCGUAGAGCGAGGACUGAGGAGGAUUGCUGAGCCUGCUUUGUCGGUUUCUUGAAUCACGGCGUCAAUACGGAAAAUUAUACGGGGUAAAUUCCCAGGCGGCGUUUUAGGUCAAGCAGGUGGGAGCAAUUGUGAUGUAAUUUACGCGGUAUACGCCAAUGAAUAUAUCAAACUUGAAGAUUACGACAGUGCUGGCUGAUUCAUUGGAAGACACAUCCAAA
Molecule: messenger RNA, 1052 nt
Organism: Eremomyces bilateralis CBS 781.70
Lineage: Eukaryota; Fungi; Ascomycota; Dothideomycetes; Eremomycetales; Eremomycetaceae
Exons: 3
Coding region: 99-839 (246 amino acids)
Biological process (GO): nuclear-transcribed mRNA catabolic process; ribosomal large subunit assembly; ribosomal large subunit biogenesis
Cellular component (GO): nucleolus; preribosome, large subunit precursor
Molecular function (GO): RNA binding
Source: RefSeq, a predicted model, not a curated record